AUGUGUGACCAUGGAAAAGUCGGCCAUCUUUCUGGGCUGUGGUUUCUGUCAUCCUUCGAGCAGAAUUCCUCUCCUUGCAAAAUGAAGAUGGCCUCCUCUGAAAGAGCCCUCCCCCGCUCCAGUCAGGGGUUUCAGCAGUUUCCCCUUCGGGGCCUGCUGGCCCUCCCAGCCCCGCCCCUGCCUCACACAGAGAUCCCAGGCUCUGAAUCCAGCCCCAGAAACAACCAGAUGCAAGGUAGCCUCUUCCUCACACCGGCUGGCUGGGAUAGGACGUCCUCCCUGAUAAUCUUCACUGAACUCCAGAGAGCUCCCCCUACGCUGCUCCUGGAAGAGCUAGAACUGUUCUCUUCACCCACCUCCAACCUGGCACUCGGGCCAGGGGUCAGCUCGCAGGGGUCUCUCAAGCCUCUAAAGCAAGGCGCUGGCGUGAGGGGACCCCGCACGGUGCGGCUGCUGAAUCCCCUAGGCGGCGGCCCGGGAGGGAACCCGGAGGCGGGAGAGCCGGGGAGAGCGGGAACGCGGGAGCGGGAAGGCUGGCGGCUGGCUCACACGGAAACUCCGGCCCCUGCCAAGAGGUCUCUAUUUUGGCGAUUCAGUUCUCCAAAUCAUAGGUCUGCGUGCGCAUGUGCGCUCAGCUUCUGGGGACCCGCUGUCACGAUCGGCCCCGUCACGGAACCCGGGCUGCCGGGGGCGAGGGAAAACAGGGGCCCCUACCCCGACUCCCCGACUCGGGGAAUCCAUUCCACUUCCAUCUCGGGGAUCGGGAGCCCGGGUUCUCCAGCACACGCGCGGCGGGGCGACGCCAGGGCGGCUCGCGACACGCCGCGACUCUCCCGCCCUUCCCUGGGCCCCCAGCCCCACGCCGGGGCCCCGGCGCUCUCGAUUCCGCCCUCACGCCGAGUGGCUCACGGGCCCAGCUCGGUCGCCGGGCCGGGGUCUGUCUCCGAGGUCCCCGCUCCGGGGGCCGAGACGCGGGUCCCCAGCCCCGCCAGCCCGUCCUCUCCCCCUCGGAAGCCGGGCCGGGCGAGCGGCGCCGGGAACUCGGCGCCGGCAAAAGGAGAAGUGGAAGUUGAGCGCGGCGCCCGGUCCGUCCCCGCGGCCGCCGGGGCCGCCGUCCCCCGCCCUCCUCCCCGCCCGCCCUUCCUCCCCGCCCGCCUGCCCCCGCCACCCCGCGCCCGUGACUCACCUCGGCGCCGGGGCAGGCUGGUCCGGGCGGGCGAGGCGCAGGGCUCUCCCACACGUCGCGCCGCCAAUGGCAAGUUGGAGGGAGCGAUGCAAAUACCAGCUGCAGAAGACCGGAUUGACAAGCAUGGAACACCUAACUGUCACUCUAGAUCUGGACUUAAGCAGAGCCUCUACCUCUCAUCUCGGCGGAGCCCAGUCUCAGGCUGCGCCCCAGCCUUGGUCACAGUCUGCAACCCUGUGCUGGAGAUGCGUUCUAAGUCUCAUGGGAGCCAGGCUAGAGAGUGGCUGUUCAGGGAAACCCACCCCCAACGCCCCAGACACGACUCAAAGUUUCCAUUCUACUGCCUGCGGGUCAAGAGCGCCAUCCCCAGAGAGCAAAGACCGCCCGAAACUGCAAUCCCUUUGCUGAAGUUAGGAGCCGCCCGGGGCUCUGUGGGGCCUGCGAGGUGGCUCGAGGGACUUUGCAGAAGCGCGCAGGAACCAGCCCCCGACCUGGGGCGCUCGGCCGCGGGGCUGAUCUCCGUACUCUCCCGCCACUGGGGUAGGAGCGCGUCCUUCUCUCGAGUUCGGGGACGGCCCGAGAAGCAGCGGGGGCUGGUGGCGUUUUUCUCGCCACCCCCUUUCUGGGCUCGCGCGCCUUCCAAACCCGGAUCCUAGUGAGGUUGAGCGCCCCCACCCGCCCAGCAGUGCGCCCGGGCGCCUCUGCAGCGCCACCUGCACGCGGAACGCGGCGGCGGCGGCGGCGGGAACUGGCGUCCAAGGAGGAGCAGCAGGAGGAGGCGAUAUCGGCUCCUCUGCCCCCAGCUUUCCUCGCUGGCACGCGGCCUCCCUUCGCCGCCUCAGCCCCAAGCGGCCUGACCAGCCCAGCCUCGAGCCUUGUCCCGCGCCCUGCCUGGCGCAGGCAGCCAGCGCCCCAAGCUUCCACUCCUGCUGCUGCGCUCUGAGCGGCCUCCUGCCCUGGGCGCCUCUUCUGGGGAAACAGUGAAGUCACACUGGGCCGGAUCCGCUGACUCAUGAGAAUGAGACUCUUCCCCGCUCCCCGGCACACCCUUUGAAACUUCCCCUCAAUCCUUUUUCUUUUUUUUUUUUUUUUUUUUUGGCGGAGUCUCGCUCUUUCGCCUAGGCAGGAGUGAAGUGGCGCGAUCUCGGCUCACUGCAACCUCCGCACCCCACCCCCAGGAGAAUCACUUGAACCCGGGAGGUGGAGGUUGCAGUGAGCCGAGAUCACACCACUCACUACACUCCAGCCUGGGCAACAGAGGGAGACUCUGUCUCAAAAAAAAAAAAAAAGAAAAGAAAAACAAGAGGGGAAGACUGCAGAGAUUCUGAGAGGAGGAGGGAGAAUGAAAGAUCUGAGGAAGAGUGAAGAGGGAGAUGUGUAAUCUCUGGGUGAAAGGAAUGUCAGCUCCAUCUUCUAUGAAGCAGAGCACUCUCCAUAUUCUUUCCAAAGUGAUGACAGAGAAGACACAACCAUAAAACAGGGGAACUAUGAUUUGGUCGGUGAAGGAAAAGCCUAGAAUAGGCCAGUCACAGUGGCUCAUGCCAGUAAUCCCAGCACUAUGGGAGGCUGAGAUGGGAGGAUCGCUUGAACCCAGGAGUUUGGGAACAGCCUGGGCAACAAAGUAAGACCCCAUCUCUAUUUUUUUAAAAAAUGCCUAGAAUAGACAGAAGCAGAACAGUAAAGCAACUGGAGAAGCAAUGAAGUUCCAAUCGGAACUCACUUAUCAUACUCCCAGCAGUUAGGUGACACUGAUAAUCCCUAUUGACUUGUCUGUGGCCACCACUUGGUUAUAAAGCCAUUAAAGGAAGACAGGGACAAUAUAUUACUCAUCUUCCUAUCUCCAGAGCCUAGUACAGUACUAUGGCAUGCAUUAAUUGCUCAGAAAAUGUUAAAGAAAUGAAUACAUUUAUUUGUAUAUUAUUUAUAAAUUCAAUACCUAUGCUAGAUACUCCCUGAGAAGCAUCUCUGUGUUGUACUGCAAAUGCCAAGACAUCCUAGGUGAGAACCUGCCUGGGAAGCCAGGUACCUCUGUCCCCCAACACAAGACACAACUCCUGGGCUUUCCCCAACCGAAACACAGACCUUGGAGGCUCCACCAGGACUAGGUAAGGUCUUCAUAAAGGCACACGACUAGGUGAAAUUCACUGGGGUCUCUGCCUGACAGUGGUCCUCCAGAGGAUAGUUUGGCUAUUUGUGUCCAAAUUGUCAACCCCCUCUGGUCAAAGACCACCAGGAACAUGGUCAAACAAGUUAGGUUUAUUGCUCAUUGCAGCAAGAAAGAAGGCGCCCCAUGGGGGAACCCUGCCAUGCCUCAGGAAGAGGGCGCUAGAAAAGACUUAGAGGAUUCAGGUUGGGUCAGGGGAUUUGGAGGAAGGUUUAAGGAUGUCAGGCUUUGUUCUGGGCUGGAUGCUGGUGAUUCUGUGAUUGGAUUGGGUAUCUUAUCAACUCAAUCUUAUCCAAGAGGAGGGCAGACAAGAGCGAGGCUGAAGCCGCAAUUGGUAAGGAAGCAGCAGCUACUCAGAAAAACCAGGAUGGGGGUGGGGGGUGUUUGGUCAUUUUCAAGGUUCAGGCAAUCUUCAUGUUUUUGUCUGUGUUCACAUGAUUAUGGAGCGGUCUUGUUUUUGUCUCAAUUCACCAUGGUCACAGAGUAGCCUUGUAUAAUGCUGAUGUCCUAUGAAUGUAUGUUCAGCAGAACACCCAGAUCUAGCUGUGAGUGCCAGGCCAGUUGGUAGCAACACCAAGUCCUGGCCGACAGUACCGGGCGAGCUUCCAGAGACACCAGAGGCUGCUUUUCUUUCUGCAAAUGUUCAUUUUGAGAGGAUCUCUGGUUUCCAUCGAGGGCUUGGCAGUCCAGUAUCUAAAUAUUUAGACCCUCCCUGUCCUCUUUGACCUAGUCACACCCAUACGUAGAACCAGCCAGGCAGGGGAACGUCAUCACUGGCUUGGGCUGAGUGAGUGUAUCUGUGUGUGGUUUUGUGUACGCGUGUCUGUGCCCGCCAGGAAUUCCCUGAUAAGAUGGGAAAGAGACCAGAGGCAGUCUUACUUCACCUCUGGGCCCAGCAGAACUUCCCCUCUGCCCAGAAAGCAAGGUACUGGGAGCGAGUCCCAACAAUCUCUAGGGCAGCAAGGGUGCCUGGCUUUAGGUGGAGUCAGGGAAGGACGUACAGAAGGGAUAUGGCAGCAGCCAAACUGGAGAGGAGCGGGAAAGGGAAGGGGCAGUGGGGGAAGGGAGGGGAGAGUUCCUUUGUAUAAAUGGGUCUCUUGAGAAGCUGCUGAUUUUCCUUCAAGGAAGCAGCCUGCAGUAGGUCACUGUGGAGUCCCACCCCCAGCCCUUUCUGUUUAAAGCCUCUUGUCUCCAAAACAGGCCCUGUCGAUUAGAACAACAACAAAAAAAUCACAAAUGUUGACCUCAUCCUUCACUAAGAGGCUUAAUCUAACCCCUUUCCAAUCAAACUUCCUUCCUUCCCUCAGUUCCACCUCUCCACCUUUAAAAACAUUAGGACACCCUCUGCUGUGGUUUACAGGUAGCCAGGCAGAGGUUAGGACCAUCACUAAGUGGUGCCAAGGACCAUCUGAUACUGUUUGUGAAAUGGCCAAGGAAAGCGAGGUUGAAGUCAAAUGGGUGGGCUCUAGAUGACUGCUCUUUGGGCAAAGCCUGCCUCUUCUUCCCAGGGUGGGACUAGCCCUGCACCACAUUGUGGUGUGGCCCAGCUUAUCACAGACCGGCUAUUGAGGGCCAAACCUUGACUGGCACUGCUUAUCUGUGGAGUGAGAAAUCAGACCCUAGAGGCCAGUGGCUCAUGCCUGUAAUCUCAGCACUUUGGGAGGCCGAGGCGGACAGAUCACCUGAGGUCAGGAGUUCGAGACCAGCCUGGCCAACGUGGCAAAACCCCAUCUCUACUAAAAAUACAAAAAUUAGCCAGGUGUGGUGGCGUGCGCUUGUAAUCCCAGCUACCCGGGAGGCUGAGGCAGGAGAAUCGCUUGAACCCGGGAGGUGGAGGUUGCAGUGAGCCGAGAUCACCCACUGCACUCCAGCCUGGGCAACAGAGCGAGAUUCCAUCUCAAAAAAAAAAAAAAAAAAAAAAAAAGAAAAAGAAAAAAGAAAAAAAAAAAGAAAAGAAAGAAAGAAGUUGGACCCCAGGAUCCUCAGGGGCUUGGGCAGAUUAAAUGCAUCCUGGGAUAAGUGGCAAGUUGUGACAGUGAGUGAAGUGGUGAUGAUCUGAACAUCCUCCUAUAAACAACCUGAAUUACAGAGAUCAGAGGUUACAAGACAGAGGUGCAUUUUUACAGUCAGCCCUGUUAUCUAGCAUCAUCCAGCCAAUCGACCAAGGACUUGCUCAGCACUUCACCAGGGUGCAUCAAUAUGGUCCCCAUCCUGAGAAGAAAACAUGGGCUCUACUCUGGGACAGGUGACAAUUCCUUUAGAAUGACUUAAAGAACAAUUACACUCAAAG
Messenger RNA from Symphalangus syndactylus (siamang), 5640 nucleotides. Its product is annotated as collagen, type I, alpha 1a-like. The record is from RefSeq and is a predicted model, not a curated record. NCBI's taxonomy places the organism in Eukaryota, Metazoa, Chordata, Mammalia, Primates, Hylobatidae.